UUGCUAGCAAAAAUAGAUCAUGGGCAAUUUAGUAAUGUCAGUGUUCAUAUAAUUUUAUGUAUGAAAUGAAAAAAAGUUAACCGGCCCGGUUCAACAUAGUUUAAAAAGCUGUUUGUUUGUUACGAAAAUACCCCUGAAUUGACGUCGUAUUUGUAUAGGCUCUCUCUCUGCUCAUUCGUUCAUGGUUUCUCAACAGUCAACACACCCUUGUUGAAAAAUGAAAAUGGAUUCGGUUGUAAAACCGUCAAUAUAUACUCUCUCUCUCCUAACCCCUCUCUCUCACUCACUCUUUCCCAACACACCCUUGAUUAGGGUUUCAGUACAAAUCGGAAAGAGGGAGAAGAUAGAACCCCACCUGAAAACGAAAUUACAUGCAAAACCACAUUUUUUUCUGCUUCACUUCAAGGUAAAUUACUUAGGGUUUUAACAAAUCGGGUUGGUUGUUCUUUUACCCCUUUCAUGAAUUGCGAUCCAUGUUACUGCAAUUUCAUGGUGGAUGAAUGGUUGUGGUGUUUUUGCGGCCGAUUGUUUGGUAGCCCUAUUACCAACUGUUUUCUGUGGUUUUCCUGAGGGUCAAGUUAGGACUGAAUUGCGCGAACCCGAGGAAAUUGGUGGUGUGGAAAUGGCUGUGCAGGUGAAUGAAGGUGCGACUGAAAAUGGUGGUGUGGAGAAGCCGGUGGAGAGACAGUCGGGGGCGUCGAUGAUAGAGCAACUGAUGCCUGAGAUCACUACGCAUGCCCUGAGUUACUUGGAUUAUCGGAGCCUCUGUCGCCUCUCCAUGACAAAUUCGCACAUGCGCAAAGCUGCCAAUGAUGACAAUGCCUGGAAGGCGCUUUACCGUAAGGAUUUCACUUCGGAACAAGACAAUGUAACCCCACCUAAUGGGUGGAAAGCAUAUUAUGCUGCUACAAGAGCUGUUGUUACUGCAAAUGCUGAAUUUUUUCGGAGGGUCAGGGAAAGAUUGGUUCAAGGUAUGCGUCAAUUUUGGCUUCAUGCUGAUUACGUGAAGUGUUUCCACCCAAAUGGGGACUCAUUUAGUGGUUACAAUGCAGUAAUGGGGAGCUGGCAGAUAUUACUUGGCAGGGAGGAUGUGGCUGCUUUCCAGAUACAAGAUGUGAGGGUUCGUGUAAUGUCAAAUGUGGCUUGGAUGACGAUGAAAGUGUAUCAUGAGAUCGUACCUGGUCUGUUCAAUAUGACGAAUAUAUAUGAAUUGCACGAUGGAAGAUGGUACAUGGUGCAUUACCACUGCUCGGAGUUUGUGUGGCUUGGAGGAGGUGGGCAUGGCCAUGGGCAACAACCUGUGCAUGUGUGAAGGAUAACAGAAUUAAUUCAUCAUAGUUGAAAGAAAGAUGUAUUAGGGGAAUUUUAUGAGCUACUUAGUAUUUUUUUUCUUCCCCUCUCGGCUGAUUUUAUGACAAAAUGCAUGCACAGAGCAACUUUUCUUCUUC
This is a messenger RNA of Salvia splendens (bonfire salvia), 1448 nucleotides long. RefSeq names its product F-box protein SKIP8-like. The record is from RefSeq and is a predicted model, not a curated record. The transcript has 3 exons. Bases 497 to 1312 code for a protein of 271 amino acids. NCBI's taxonomy places the organism in Eukaryota, Viridiplantae, Streptophyta, Magnoliopsida, Lamiales, Lamiaceae. Gene Ontology annotation, molecular function: protein binding.